CUUCUCUUCUUCCCACACACACGUUCAAUCUCCUUCAUCGUCACUCUUCUUUCGGUACUACAAUACAAUCUCCUUCGCCAUGAAAUCGCGCGAUCACUCCUCCGCGGAGGCUCCGCCGCAAUCGGAUUACGCCUCCGCACUAACCCGAGUAGCGGUGGCGCAGAUCUGCGGAACAGUGGGGUACGGAGCGGCGGAAGCCUCGGCGCUCGCGGUUCUAACCGACGUCGCCGGCCUAUACCUGAGAGCGAUCGCUAAAUCCGCGGUCUCGUCCGCGAACUCCGGCGGCCGUACGGAGGCGAACCUCGUAGACGUGAUUGCGUCGCUGGAGGAGCUGAACUCUGUGCAGGGGUUCGAGGGCGCGUCGAGGCCGACGAGCAACGCAUUGAGCUCGUCGCUGAUAACGGAGCUGGAGAGAUUCGUGAAUUUCACUGAGGAGACGCCGUUCGCGAAGGCUCUGCCGAGGAAUUCGUUUUUCAGGAAGAAAGUGAAAUUGCCGAAGCGCGGAUUGGAUCAGUAUAAGGAGGGGAGGUUUAGGCACGUGCCGAAGUGGUUGCCGUCUAUGCCGGAGAUUGAGAAAGAGGAAAAGGAGGAGGAGGCGAAAUGGGGGUUUGGUAACGGAAUGAAAGAGGAAAGGGAGUCGGAAUUGGAUAGUGAAGGGAGAAAUAAGUCAAAUAAGAGAGUGGAAAGAGAAGGGAAGGGGAAGGGGAAGAACUUGCCUGUGAAGAGAAUCAGAGUAAAAUUCAAGCUGUUGCAGAAGAAAGGGAGGAAUGAGGGGAUUGAACAGAGUAGUACAGGAGUGUGUAGAGGUGGGAUUGGGAAGAGGGUUUCAUGUGAGAAUCAUGGAGAUGAUGGAAAGAAAGAGAAGAAUAAGAAGAGGAAGAGUUCAAAGAUGGCAAAAUCUAUGAUCAUCCCAAACAAUCUCAGAUUAAGUCGGCCUUCUGAUAGUAUGAUUCUGUCAUGACAAUGAAAGAUGUUUGGAGAAUAAAGAAACCUUGCAGAAACCAAACUUUAUAGCCAGCCAUGUUAUAUGAAUCAAACCCAUUGCAUUACCUGCAGAAUGAAUUAUUCUGAGUGUUGGCAAUGGGAAAGCAAGAAAUUUCUGGCUCUACUUUCCCCACCUUGGCAUAAAAAAUCCAUCUUUAAAUUACAUCCAGUUGGAUAAGUUGGGAUUUAGCUCUGUUUUGUUUGGGUGGAAAUCCAACAAGUUUUUACACCCUUAGAAGUAAGUAAUUUGGUAGCAGGGAACUAACAAUGUAGCCUUUGUUCAAGUUAGUGUAAAGCAUCUGACUUAGGCUAUAUUUGGUAAAACUUAUUUUAGAGUUUAUAACUUAUUUCAAGCAAUAAAUUAGAUAUAAGCUUUGUUUGGUAAAACAU
Ipomoea triloba (trilobed morning glory) is the source of this 1374-nucleotide messenger RNA. RefSeq names its product transcription initiation factor TFIID subunit 8-like. Gene Ontology annotation, cellular component: transcription factor TFIID complex. Lineage: Eukaryota; Viridiplantae; Streptophyta; Magnoliopsida; Solanales; Convolvulaceae. Gene Ontology annotation, molecular function: protein heterodimerization activity. The record is from RefSeq and is a predicted model, not a curated record. Bases 80 to 961 code for a protein of 293 amino acids. The transcript is spliced from 2 exons.